Solea senegalensis (Senegalese sole) is the source of this 3688-nucleotide messenger RNA. RefSeq lists its product as uncharacterized. The annotation marks the transcript as partial. NCBI's taxonomy places the organism in Eukaryota, Metazoa, Chordata, Actinopteri, Pleuronectiformes, Soleidae. Gene Ontology annotation, biological process: protein deubiquitination. Gene Ontology annotation, molecular function: cysteine-type deubiquitinase activity. The transcript is spliced from 14 exons. The record is from RefSeq and is a predicted model, not a curated record.
UCUUAUAACCAUUUUUUUAUUGGUGCAUUUUAAACCACGCCUCUUUUCCCCUAACUUGUCUGUGAUUGGUCUAUUACCACGUCUGUCUGGUAAAACUCAGCUCUGUUAGGACAGUGCCCUUCAGUUGUGUAGUUUCUACACAGCACGUGGUUCUACUUGGCCUUGGCUUUCAGUGGACUGCACUUGAGCGAAUUUCAUCUUUUUCAAAGUCUCUUCAACGGUUAAAAGGUCUUUCUUCUUUGUGUGUACUGGACUUCAUCAGCAGAACCAGCGGAUAAUUUUAGUGGAUUGAAUUUCCAGGGACGUCACAAAGUUACAGAGGAACAGGAAUUGGUUUAAAUUAUUUCGUUCAUUUAAUACAACUGUUUUCUGGUGUAUAUUUUACUGUUUCUUUGUGAGUUUUUGAAUUUCUAUAGGUUAGGUGAAGAUGCCUCGCCUGAAGAAGCACAACCGUUCCAUCGCGACCAAGAAGAGCAUGGAGGAACGCCUGGCAGCAGUGGUGGCAUCUGCGCCUCUGGUCUCCACCACUUGCUUCCCACCACCAACACGUGGUCCCUCACGUCGUGGUACUGGUCGUCGCCACCGUGUGAGCACCUGGCCAGUUUCACCCCUGACUGGCAGGAGUCACAAGAUGAUCAUCCCAGCCGAGUCACCUGACAAGAAGUUUGUUCUUCUUGUCGGUGAUUCCCACCUGCGCGCCAUUGUUGAUGGCCAUGUGAAGAUUUCGCACAAGCAGCUUUCUUUUGGUCUCAUGUCAACGCCAGGCGCUGACGCCAAGGACCUGAGGACUGAGAUGGUGAGUGCAGUCCUUCCCAGGACACCUGACCUUGUUUGUGUUCUUGCGCCCAGCAACAACUUGACUAAGGGGACAUUGGAUCAGGCUGCAGUGGACUUUGAGGAGCUUCUCACCAGUGCCUUGUCUCGGUGGCCGAAGUUGUUUGUCCUGGACUUCCCUCCGCGCCGGAACGUGGAUCAGGACUUGCAGGAACUUUUUCGCCAGGAGUUUCACCGUGUGGCUGCACGCAAGGGUGUGAGGUACUACUCUAUUGCAGAGUUCUUUCCUCUCAGCCAGCGUGACCUGUGGAGUUGGGAUGGGGUGCACCUGAGUGAUGGAUCUGGGAUGAGGACGCUGGUGACAUUGCUAUGCGACAAAUCCAGUCUGGAGCUAGCGAUGGCUGUUGCACAGGAGGAGUCGCGUAGCAUGUUGCCAGCUGUUCCUGCUCCUGCUCCUCGUCUGGCUCCGAGGUUGGUUGUGGUUGGAGAGGCCCGCUCUCCACGUCCGUUGCACAACCCAUUGGAUUGGAAGGUGGUUGAACCACGCAGGACGGGGAGCAGCUCGCCCCCUAAGGGAGGGAAGGUUCAGCUCAGGGAUUGUUACAUCCCUCUCACUCCUGUGUGGUUCAGCCCACCAAUGUUGGAGAUGAUGGACAGUGUCCGUCCGGGCAAUCUUGAUCAGAAGGAGCCCAGUACUUCUGCCAAGGGACCAACGGGGGUCAAGCGUCCUAGGAGCCCUUUUGCUCCAAAGAAGAGCUGUGGGAAACAGAAGGUGAAGGUGGAGGAGUGGCCUGAACUUCCCAAGGCUGUGUCGGUGGAAGUGGGGGAUUGGCCUGGAGUGCCCAAGGCUGUGGAGGAGGUCCCUGUGGAGCGUCCCCGCAGACGCAUUGUCUUCAAGAAGAGGCGUACUUCUCAGCAGCAGGUUGCAGCUGCAGAUGUUGUGGAGGUGAUGAGUGGACCAUCACCUGUGACCAUUGAAGACUGUCCCCCUCUGCACAGCUCCCCAGACCUCAUCCAAAGUAAGGUCGCUGCUAAUGUUGAUACUUUGCCGGUAACGUUUGAUGCUGGGUCUGUUAGUUCAGGUGAAGAGGAGAUCAUAGUGGUCUCUGAUACAGACAGUGAGGGUUCCAUUUCUUUUGGGUGGACUGAUACUUUGCCACUAGCCCAAGGUUCAGGGUCUGUUGGGGCAGGUGUAGAUGAGGUCACAGUGAUCUCUGAUACAGACAGUGAGGGUUCCAUUUCUUUUGGGUGCUUUGAUACUGUGCCGCGAAGUUUUGGGGUGCGUUCUGUGAGGGGAUCCUUUCAUCAGGGGGAUCAGCGUUUUAAAUAUAGAGGUGUACAGUGUAUGGCAGUAAGUUUGGCUGCCAUGGCAAUGCAUAAGACCAAGAGUGUGUUUUCUUGGCAAACGAGACAUCUGGACAAGGCUGUUGUUUGUGGUGACAAGAUUUACACAUCUUUGCGUGACAAUAACUUGAUUUGUGGUGGGCACACUAUCCCGUGUAUUCCAGAGUUACCAAAGCAGUUAGAUAAAGAUGGCCAUAGCUAUGAUUUUGAGUAUGGUGACUUUGUGACUGGGGAUGUCAAUGUGGUUGAGGGAGAGUUUAUUGAUGCAGGUGUGUGCACAACUCUCAAGGACGGUUUGGAAAAGAUGUGUAUGGAAUAUGACACAUGCUUUUUCACAUUGUUAUCCCGUACUUGUGGGAUUAUUAGGGAAGGGGAACGGUUUGCUGUUGUUGACUCUCAUGCACGCAGUGCAGAUGGGAUGGUGCAUCCCAACGGAAAGAGUGUUGUUGUGUAUUUUAGUAGUCUUGAACACUUGAUUCAGCAUGUUAGCUGUUUUGCUGCAGGAUUCAGAGGGACACAGAAGUUGUUUGAGAUUGCUGGUGUUCGUGUCACUGUGAAAGUAGAUGGUGGUGCUAGCCAGUCAUCUUCAGGGAAGAUUGGUGCAAAGCGCAAGGCUACUACAAUGCCUACUCGUACCUCAAAGAGGUUUAAAAGGAGUGACCCAGUUGAUUCAGAUGUAGCAUUUGUUAGUGAGGUUACAGUUAAGGAGUUGGUGUUUAACCCUGUUCGUAAUGAUGUAGCUCGAACUUUAUGUGACAAAUUACAUGUUGAGUCAGAGAAAGUCGACGAUGUGUUUUCAAUAGUUGGUGUGUUGGGGGCUCCGUGCAAAAAGGACACAAUAGUUGGUGAUGGCAACUGUUUUUUUAGAUCAGUCAGUCAAGCUGUUUGUGGUUCACAAAAGAAUCACAGGAAAAUUAGAUUAGCUGUAGUUAAACAAUUAGAAGACAAUGCUGUAGCUUAUGAGAACAUUUUGAGACGUGAGUUCUCGUCAGUGUCAGAUUAUGUCAGUAAGUCAAGGAUGCGUUAUGUCGGCAGUUGGGCGACAGAGGUUGAGAUUCAAGCAGCAGCAGAUUGUUUAGGAGUUUCCAUUUUCACUUACAUUGGUGAUCGCUGGCUUGAAUAUAGUUGUAAGAAUAGGCAGUUUUCCAGUCAGGCAGUGUACUUAGAUAAUGUCAAUGGUAACCACUAUGAGACUGUUGUUUGUGUUCAUCAGCCACAGUCACAGUUUUGUUAUGGUUACUGCAAAGUAGGUGAGGCUACAACAGGCUACAAUUUUAGACAGCACAGUAAAGUAGAGGCACAGGCAACAACCACAAUUUGUACUAAUGUAAACUAUUGUUUUUCUAAACAUUUGACAAGUCAAAAGUUAUUCAAAAAUAAAACUAAAUAUAGAGAAAAUAUGUUAGAGAAGUUGAAACGUCAGGAACAGUCUAAAAUUAAGUAUCUGGAGGAUGUCAUCCAUAGAGAGAAAAUUAAAGCAUUCAAUAAAGUGAAAUACACACAAGAUGUCAGCCAUAGAGAGAAAAUGAAAAAAUUAAGUAAAGUCAAAUACACACAAGAUGUCAGCCAU